Molecule: messenger RNA, 567 nt
Organism: Echinococcus granulosus
Lineage: Eukaryota; Metazoa; Platyhelminthes; Cestoda; Cyclophyllidea; Taeniidae
Product: EF-hand domain-containing protein
Exons: 2
Coding region: 1-567 (188 amino acids)
Molecular function (GO): calcium ion binding
Source: RefSeq, a predicted model, not a curated record
AUGCAGCACGGCGGCAGAACUGUUAUCGAAAAGAUAUUCAAAAGAAACGAUUACGCACCCCGUGACCUUCCACCCACAUUAGCUAGACGGAUGCUCUUCUGCCUCGCCACUGUGAAACAUGCCUUUGACAACGCUGCCGACGGCAAGCACUACCUCAACCAUGACGACCUGGAGGUGUUCUUCAUCGAACUCUUCGGUCAGCGACCAUCCCAGCGUCUACUGACACAAAUUUGCGACGCUUUCGACGUCAAAUCAGCCGGCACUCCAGUGGGUGUUUCUCUGCCCAAAAUUAUAGACUUUGUAAAGGACGAAUUGAGCUGCAAUCUGGAUUCUCGGGAGGGCCCGAGGGAUGAAGAAUAUCUAGCUCUAUUUCAGGCACUUGACUCCAGAGGCAGCAACUUUAUCACUCUAAAAGAUUUGGUUGGAAGAGCAAAUUGUCGAGUUUUGCGAGGUUGUCUGCGCUUUGCGUUUAGGUUAUUUGACAGCGAUGGCGAUGGACGAGUCUCAUAUCGCGACUUCAUUGAGGGCAUUCAAGCGGGGCGAACAGCGCAAUCCUUUGGACUUUAG